AUGGUCGAUGACAAAGUCCCUGUACCGGGACCAGCAAAAUUGAAGCGCAAUGCAGGUCCAGACGAGUGGUUAGAAGCAGCUAAAAACUGCAAGUAUCUGUCCGAACAGCAUAUGAAAGAACUUUGUGAGAUUGUGAAGGAAUAUAUGAUGGAAGAAUCCAAUAUCCAACCCGUUUCAACGCCGGUGACUAUCUGUGGGGACAUCCAUGGCCAGUUUUACGAUCUACUAGAGCUAUUCCGGGUGUCUGGUGGAAUGCCGAACGAGACUGGUGUCGAGGAGCCGAAAACGGCCCCUUCCCUCAUUACAUCCGAGGACAUCGAACCGCCUACGAGCAUUUCAGAUCCGAAACUACGAAAGAGGCUUCGGAAUGCCGGGAAUCUGGAAACCGCAGACGACGAUACGGAGUCAAAUACAAGCCAGAGGGACCGGUCGAGUAGCGACGUCCAAGUCAACCGAAAUUUCGUGUUUCUGGGUGACUAUGUUGAUAGAGGCUACUUCAGCUUGGAAACUUUGACAUUAUUAUUAUGUUUGAAAGCAAAAUACCCCGAUCGAGUGACAUUGGUUCGUGGGAACCAUGAAUCCAGACAAAUCACACAGGUAUAUGGAUUCUACGAAGAGUGCUUCCAGAAGUACGGAAAUGCUUCCGUGUGGAAAGCUUGCUGCCAGGUGUUCGAUUUCAUGACGCUAGGAGCCAUCAUCGAUGGCAAGGUACUCUGUGUGCACGGUGGGCUGAGUCCAGAAAUUAGAACUUUGGACCAAGUGCGCGUGGUUGCGCGAGCACAGGAGAUCCCUCAUGUGGGUGCGUUUUGUGAUCUUGUCUGGUCGGAUCCAGACGACGUAGAAACAUGGGCCGUCAGCCCUAGAGGAGCCGGCUGGUUAUUUGGUGACAAAGUAGCCGAUGAGUUCUGCCAUGUCAACGAUCUCACACUUGUCGCGCGGGCACACCAGCUUGUCAACGAAGGAUAUAAGUAUCAUUUUACGGACCAAAACGUGGUCACUGUCUGGAGUGCACCCAACUAUUGCUACAGAUGUGGAAACCUGGCAUCCGUCUGCGAGAUUGGGGAGGACCUGAAGCCUUCCUUCAAGUUAUUCAGCGCCGUCAGCGACGACCAACGUCAUGUCCCGGCAUCGCGACCGGGUCGCAGCGAGUACUUUUUGUAA
Molecule: messenger RNA, 1161 nt
Organism: Monascus purpureus
Lineage: Eukaryota; Fungi; Ascomycota; Eurotiomycetes; Eurotiales; Aspergillaceae
Source: the annotation of a GenBank genome assembly